UCAUGUCUUGUGGCCCGAAUCUUUGUUCUUGCGCGUGAUUCUUUCUCUCUGUAAACCUUUCUUGAAAUAUAUAUAUAGGUCUGCAUGUGUCUGUUUCCUAAAACAAGUGCUGGCAGCUAUUUCUCCGAGGUAGUCUAUAGCCUGUAGCACUCUCUUCUUGUAGAAAGUAAGAAGCGACCGGCGGAAGGCUGCGCCGCCACCUCACGCGGACCCCCUCACGGCGGCAUUUGGUGUUGGAACGAUCAUGGGCUGCAUUCCCUGUCAUUCUCCGUUCAUCGUAUGGCUCCUCUUCUGCUCCCUUUUCAUCACCCUGAAUGCUCAUGAAAAUGAAGUGGAGAAUGAAUCUCCAUUUACCUAUGAUUGGAACUCUGAUAGAGGACCGGGAAAUUGGGGGAACCUCAACCGGAAGUGGAAAGCCUGUGGAUUUGGAAAACUUCAGUCACCAAUUGAUCUUAAUGAUGAUAGAGUUUCGAUCGUGCAUACGUUGGGGAACUUGAAAAGAACCUACGAACCAGCUCCCGCUGUAAUAAAAAACAGGGGACAUGACAUAAUGGUAGCAUGGGAAGGAGAUGCAGGAGGCGUUGUAAUAAAUGGGACCGAGUUCAAGUUACAACAGUGCCACUGGCAUACUCCUUCUGAACACACUGUGGAUGGGAAAAGGUUCAAGAUGGAGAUUCAUAUGGUUCAUAAGAACUCUCGCGGUCAGAUUUCUGUCGUUGGCAUCCUGUACAAAUUGGGACGUCCAGACCCGUUUCUUGCAAAGCUUCUAAAGCAAGUACAGCUUCUAAAGCACGUCAAAACAGUUGGUCAUGAAGGAAAGUACGUGGGGUUUGUUGACCCAUGGGGUAUCAAAUUCGGAAGUAGAAAGUAUUUCAGAUACAUCGGUUCUCUAACAGUCCCACCAUGCACAGAAGGUGUUCUCUGGACAAUACUAAAGAAGGUUAGGACAGUCUCAAUAGAGCAAAUAAGAGCACUAAGGGAUGCUGUUCACGAUGGAUUUGAGGAAAAUGCGAGGCCAAUUCAGCAAUCAGACGAUAUAACAGUGUAUAUGUAUCGUCCCAAGACUUGAUAAAAGUUAGGCUACAGAGCUCAGGUACAGAAGUGAAAAGAGAAGGGAUGAAAAAGCAUGCUGCUGCUGUUUUCUGAGAAUCUUGUUACUGUAUGUUGUUUGAUUUCAGUACUUCAGAAUAAUACAGUUGAGCAUUGCUUGUGCUUUAAAUCAUGUUUGCUGUAACCCAAAUCCAGGGCAAUUAAGAGGGAAGCUAUUCAGGUUGAACGACGUAUAAAAGAGAAAAGCAUAAUUGAUAAAAACCCGCAAAGGAAGUAGCAAAUUAUAGUGCAAAAUGAACAAAGAUUACAAUAAGAAAAUCAACUGCAUAAACAGGGGAAGGAUUCAUAAGCAGAAGUCCCAAGCCAGAAAAAAGAUUACAGUGCAAGAAGAGCAAA
Sesamum indicum (sesame) is the source of this 1446-nucleotide messenger RNA. Its product is annotated as alpha carbonic anhydrase 4. The record is from RefSeq and is a predicted model, not a curated record. Lineage: Eukaryota; Viridiplantae; Streptophyta; Magnoliopsida; Lamiales; Pedaliaceae. Gene Ontology annotation, molecular function: carbonate dehydratase activity; zinc ion binding. Gene Ontology annotation, biological process: one-carbon metabolic process.